GACUUACCUGGCAGUGGCAGCGUCACUCAAUGGGGGCAAUGUGCUGACCACGUUUGUCCACAUGCUGGUCCAGUGGAUGGCGGAUCUAGGCUGCCUCUUGGGCCACAGAGGAUCUGGAGAGGAUGAAGAAAUGGGGGAGCUCAGACUCAGGGGAUUCUGAGGACCUGCCCCAAGAGGACUCCUGCCCAGACCCCCAAGAUGGAGACCCUGACUUCAGGCCACCUCCAGCCAAACCCCCCAUCUUCCCUGUGACCAAGAGCCACAGUCAGCUCUUUGGGAAGUGUGGCUUGGUGGAAGCAUCCUCCACAGACUGCUCUUACGAGGAAGGCCACCCGGCCUCUUGCCCGGCCAUCACUGUCAGCCCUGUUGUCAUCAUCCAGAGGCCUGGGGAUGGCCCCAUCUGUACCAGGCAGCCGUCCCAGGACUCUGUCACUUCUGGCGCCCAGAAGGACCUCUAUGAUCGCAGGAAGAUCUUUGAAGCUGUCGCUCAGAAUAACUGCGAGGAGCUGGAGAACCUGCUGUUCUUCCUGCAGAAGAGCAAAAAGCACCUCAUGGACAGCGAGUUCAAAGACCCCGAGACAGGGAAGACCUGUCUGCUGAAAGCCAUGCUCAACCUGCAUGAUGGGCAGAAUGACACCAUCCCCCUGCUCCUGGAGAUUGCCCGGCAGACAGACAGCCUGAAGGAGUUAGUCAAUGCCAGCUACACGGACAGCUACUACAAGGGCCAGACGGCGCUGCACAUUGCCAUUGAGAGGCGAAACAUGACACUGGUGACCCUCCUGGUGGAGAAUGGGGCAGACGUCCAGGCUGCAGCCAAUGGGGACUUCUUUAAGAAAACCAAAGGGCGGCCUGGCUUCUAUUUUGGUGAGCUGCCCCUCUCCCUCGCCGCGUGCACCAACCAGCUGGGCAUUGUGAAGUUCCUGCUGCAGAACUCCUGGCAGCCAGCAGACAUCAGUGCCAGGGACUCGGUGGGCAACUCGGUGCUGCAUGCACUAGUGGAGGUGGCUGACAACACCGCCGACAACACCAAGUUUGUGACGAGCAUGUACAACGAGAUUCUGAUCCUGGGGGCCAAGCUCCAUCCUACACUGAAGCUGGAGGAGCUCACCAACAAGAAGGGGCUGACUCCGCUGGCUCUGGCUGCUGGGAGCGGGAAGAUCGGGGUCUUGGCCUACAUUCUCCAGAGGGAGAUCCGGGAUCCCGAGUGCAGGCACCUGUCCAGGAAGUUCACCGAGUGGGCCUACGGGCCUGUGCACUCCUCGCUCUACGACCUGUCCUGCAUUGACACUUGGGAGAAGAACUCAGUGCUCGAGGUGAUCGCCUACAGCAGCAGCGAGACCCCCAAUCGCCAGGACAUGCUCUUGGUGGAGCCGCUGAACCGACUCCUGCAGGACAAGUGGGACAGAUUCGUCAAGCGCAUCUUCUACUUCAACUUCUUCGUCUACUGCUUGUAUAUGAUCAUCUUCACCACGGUCGCCUACUACAGGCCUGUGGACGGCUUGCCUCCCUUUAAAUUGAACACCGUUGGGGACUAUUUCCGAGUUACUGGAGAGAUUCUUUCUGUAUCAGGGGGAGUCUACUUUUUUUUCCGAGGGAUUCAGUAUUUCCUGCAGAGGCGGCCGUCCCUGAAGACCUUGUUUGUGGACAGCUACAGUGAGAUGCUCUUCUUUGUGCAGUCGCUGUUCAUGCUGGGGACCGUGGUGCUAUACUUCUGCCACUGCAAGGAGUACGUGGCCUCCAUGGUGUUCUCCCUGGCCAUGGGCUGGACCAACAUGCUCUACUAUACCCGUGGCUUCCAGCAGAUGGGCAUCUAUGCCGUCAUGAUCGAGAAGAUGAUCCUGAGAGACCUGUGUCGCUUCAUGUUUGUCUACCUCGUUUUCCUGUUCGGGUUUUCCACAGCGGUGGUGACACUGAUUGAGGACGGGAAGAAUGACUCCGUGCUGGCUGAAUCCACGUCACACAGGUGGCGAGGGCAUGGCUGCCGGUCACCUGACAGCUCCUACAAUAGCCUGUACUCCACGUGUCUGGAGCUGUUCAAAUUCACCAUCGGAAUGGGCGACCUGGAGUUCACGGAGAACUACGACUUCAAGGCUGUCUUCAUCAUCCUGUUGCUGGCCUACGUGAUUCUCACCUACAUCCUCCUGCUCAACAUGCUCAUCGCCCUCAUGGGGGAAACCGUCAACAAGAUCUCGCAGGAGAGUAAGAACAUCUGGAAGCUGCAGAGAGCCAUCACCAUCCUGGACACGGAGAAGAGCUUCCUUAAGUGUAUAAGGAAGGCCUUCCGCUCAGGCAAGCUGCUGCAGGUUGGGUACACGCCUGAUGGCAAGGACGACUACAGGUGGUGUUUCAGGGUGGAUGAGGUGAACUGGACCACCUGGAACACCAACGUGGGCAUCAUCAAUGAAGACCCUGGCAACUGUGAGGACAUCAAGCGCACCCUGAGCUUCUCCCUGCGGUCGGGCAGAGUUUCAGGGAGAAACUGGAAGAACUUUUCCCUGGCUCCCCUUUUAAGAGAGGCAAGUGUUCGAGAAAGACACCCUGCCCCUCCCGAGGAAGUUAAUCUGAGGCACUUUGCAGGGUCCCUCAAGCCAGAAGAUGCUGAGAUCUGCAAGGAUCCUGCUGCUUCAGGGGAGAAGUGAGGGACCCUCACAGGGGGCUCUCAACAGUGUGGGCCUUGGGGUACCAAACAGUGGCUUGGGGGCUGGGUAGGGAGCACCAGUACUCUCAGCAGCCUGGCCUGGUAUGCGCCUGCCCAGGCACUUUCCCAGGCUGUAUUGACCAGAUAAGCCAUGGGAAGCACGUUGGAUGCAUGGGAAGAGAUCUUCAUCCAACCCUCCCUGUCCCCAGGUGGAUCUCCCAACAGGAGAGGAGCUUGCUUUCAAGGUUUUACUGACUUUAUUAAACAUCACGAAUGAUGACUCUCUGCUUGGACAUAUGUGACGCUCCUGUUAACUUUGAUUUCAUCUUAUUGGGAGUGAAAGUAAACGAAGCCCAGGAAAACACCUUUUAGAACAAAACAUGUCCUUGGAUGUAAAACACCGGAAGCCUUCUUCCAUGUCUCCCUGUCCAGGGUGGUCAGGGGCUGAGGUCGUUCAUGCUCAGAGAGGUGGGAGAGGCCACCCCACUGCCAGCUCUGCCAGCAGCAGGUUUUUUUCAGAAUGACUUCAUCCUUCUGUGAUACAUCAUGAUUCCAAAAAUAUUAGCUCUAUUGCUGUUCAAAUAAAAGUACAGAAUCAUGUCCCAAAGCCACGUGGCAAGAAUUUUUUGAUCUUUCAUUUGUAGUGGCCAUAGUCCUGCCCCCUGCAGUGGCACAUGCUUCUGCUUCCAUCCAUCCUGUCAUCCAUCAAAUGAAUAAAUAAACAAACAUGUAUCAUA
Messenger RNA from Equus caballus (horse), 3375 nucleotides. It is a transcript of the gene TRPV1, whose product is annotated as transient receptor potential cation channel subfamily V member 1. The record is from RefSeq and is a predicted model, not a curated record. Lineage: Eukaryota; Metazoa; Chordata; Mammalia; Perissodactyla; Equidae. Gene Ontology annotation, molecular function: calcium channel activity; protein binding. Gene Ontology annotation, biological process: calcium ion import across plasma membrane. Gene Ontology annotation, cellular component: plasma membrane.